AUGACAUGCUAUGAGGCUGCAAGUGGUGGUCAUUUGAGCACACUCAAAUAUGCCCAUGAACAUGGUUGCCCCUGGAAUGUAGAUACUUGUGAAGAAGCUGCAAAAUUUGGUCACUUGGAUGUGCUCAAAUAUGCCCAUGAACAUGAUUGCCCCUGGGAUCGAGACACAUGCUCUGCUGCUGCCAAAAAUGGCCAUUUGGAUGUGCUCAGAUAUGCCCAUGAGAAUGGUUGUCCAUGGGGUCCAUCAACCUGUGAAGCUGCUGCUGAAAAUGGCCAUAUGGACGUGCUCAGAUAUGCCCAUGAGAAUGAUUGCCCAUGGGGUCCAUCAACAUGUGCGGCUGCUGCAUCUGUUGGUCAGUUGGAUGUGCUGAAAUGGUUGCAUGAGAAUCAAUGCCCAUGGAAUGAAGAAACUUGUGAAGAAGCUGCAAAAGGUGGUCAUUUGGACGUGCUCAGAUAUGCCCAUGAGAAUGGUUGCCCAUGCGGUCCAUCGACAUACGUGGCUGCUGUUUAUGGUUGUCAGUUGGAUGUGCUGCAAUGGUUGCAUGAAAAUCAAUGCCCGUGGAAUUAUGAAGCGUUCCACUCUGCUGCCUCACAUGGUAAUUUAGAAAUUCUGAAGUGGUUGUGUGAAAAGGAAUCGCCAUGGACUGAGGAGGCAUUUGCCAUUGCAGCCAAGUAUGGCCACUUGAAUGUUCUUAAGUGGGGCCAUAAAAAUGGAUAUGAUUGGGACGAGCAAGCAUGCUCAGAUGCUGCAGCUGGUGGGCAUCUCAGAAUCUUGGAAUGGUUACACAAGAAAGAAUACCCUUGGGAUGCUAGAACAUGCUCUGCUGCUGCUGGGGGCGGGCAUUUGGAUGUUUUGAGAUGGGCCCGUGCCAACGGUUGUCCAUGGGAUUCCACAACAUGUGCUGCCGCUGCCAGAAAUGGAUCUUUGGAUAUUUUGAAAUGGGCCCGUGCCCGUGGUUGUCCUUGGGAUGCGACAACAUGUGCUGCUGCUGCUGCUGGCAUUGGGUCUUUGGAUAUUUUGAAGUGGGCCCGUGCCCAUGGUUGUCCUUGGGAUGCGAGAACAUGCUCUGAGGCAAGACAGCGAAGAAAUCCAGAAUACGUAGCUUGGUGUAUUGAAAAUGGUUGCCCAGAUGGCAGUAACAGCAACAGAGGUUGA
Messenger RNA from Seminavis robusta, 1155 nucleotides. NCBI's taxonomy places the organism in Eukaryota, Bacillariophyta, Bacillariophyceae, Naviculales, Naviculaceae. The record is from the annotation of a GenBank genome assembly.